AGUGUACGCGCGCAUGCGCUCUGUGUUUGACGUGUGUUGUUUAUGUUGAAAAAUUGUCGAUUUUGUUGAUUGUUUCGUAACGUUUUGAUAACGCGUUUUCAGUGGAUAGUGUUUUAUAGUUCAAAGAAACUAAAAAUGGAGAGAAACGAACGCAAAACUAAUUCGCGCAAUCAUUCUAUCACAGUUAAUUUUGAUCGUGAAACUCAAUUUAUUUUGCGGAAAGUAAUUACUGAUUCGGCGAUACUAUUUUGCAUUGGUUUCCUUGUUUUGGCGUAUUACCUAUGGGGUCAGCCGUUUGAGCGAGGAUUUUUCUGUGACGAUGAGUCCCUCAAGCACCCGUACAAAGAUUCGACAGUUACCAGUACUAUGCUUUACAUCGUCGGGCUGGGUUUACCGAUGUUUACGAUGUGUCUUACGGAAUGGAUCAGACUUCGUGAUUACAAAGGGCGGCCACGAGCCAUCUUCGGUAUAGACAUCCCGCCUUGGGUAUGGGAGGCGUAUCGAGUCAUCGGCGUUUUCCUAUUCGGUUGUGCCUGUCAACAGCUGACGACAGAUGUCGCUAAAUACAGUAUAGGAAGACUGAGGCCGCAUUUUUUCUCUGUUUGUAAACCGAACAUAGACUGCAGCUUAACGGAAAAUCGAUGGCGUUAUAUUGAAGUUUUCGAAUGCUUGGGUGAUGAUCCCAAGUUACUAAAAGCGAUGCGACUUUCAUUCCCCAGCGGACACUCCUCUUUCUCAGCUUACACUAUGAUAUAUUUCGCGUUGUAUAUCCAGAAAAGAUUUACGUGGAAAGGUUCAAAACUAUUCAAGCACACUAUACAGUUGGUCCUAUUAUUGAUGGCUUGGUAUACGGUCAUGACCAGAGUAUCAGACUAUAAACACCACUGGAGUGACGUUCUCGCUGGUUUCAGCAUUGGAAUGAUAUUUGCUAUUGUUGUAUUUUUAUUCGUCUCUAAUAUCCGGAAAACGACUAGAACACGACAGACCCUCAAUCACAUUGAAGCAGAGAUGCACGCUACCAACGGCAACACGAGAUCGGCAACCCGAGUGCAAGUGUGACAACCAACACCCACCAGCUCCCAAACGGUCAGUGAUGAGGAGUCAUGACCCAAAUCACCCAAUGUCACUAUAUCGUGGAUAUCACACGAAUAUAUAGACAAAUAAGAGUGGACAAAGAUUGUGCCUCAUAACUAAAUUGAUAUCAAAGUAUCAAGUAUAGAAUUGCAAAUCUGUACAAUGCAUUUUGGACUCAAUAACACCCUAAAGGGGCAGUUAUAUAAAAGUGAAUUUAACGUAUGUUUAAGUUGGUGUGUGACUUGAGGAAUCUCGGCAAAAAAAUCGAAUGUAACUGUUGGAAUUUCGUUGUGAAUAAUUCUAGAUAGACAUACUAUGAAUAAGGUUAGUUUAAAAGAAAUUACACGAUGUUAUUAUAUGUCGGUGUUGUAGACGAUCUACUCAUUCGAUAUGUUACUGAAUAGUGCAAUUUAACGUAAAAAUGGUGUAGUUAUCAGUGAAUCGUUAGCUUUAUGAGAAUACAGUCGGGUAUUAGUAGUAUUAUUACUAACAUACAGCAGCGUUCCUAGUACAACAACAGUAACAGAACAUUGCAAGUUUUUAAAUGUAUAUACUUAAAAAAAAAAUUAAAGCGAAUAUAUUAAAACUGCAUAAUAAAGCAAUUAUUUUUAAGUAAAUGUACAAUUAGAUAUUUAUAUUUGUAAAGAUAUUUCAUAUACUAUGAUAAUUGUUUUAGAUUUUCACAUAUCUGAUUGUGCUCGUCUCAAUUUUUUCUUUACCUUAAUUAUUCUACUAUUCUCACUAUUUUUUCAAUGUUUUAUAUACAGAAUAUAGUACAAUUAUUGAAGUUGCUAUGAUGUUGGAUUAUUUUAUUAUUAAAAGCAUUUAAGACUUCUUUUGUAAAAUGAAAAGUCUGCUGAGCCGAUUUAUUUAAAUUAUAUAUAUAUAAACUCUUUCGGCGUCUGGGAGACUAAGGAAGAAUGUAUUUUAUAUACUGUGAUAUAGAGUUGUAACAUAGAAAAAAAAAACAUUUACCACAUCUUCAUGAACUUCCCAAGUUUAUAAUUCGAGAAUAGAACAAUAUGGAUUCUGAAACCAGUUAUUUGUUACUUUUAAAUGUGCUUUAUGUAACCAGUAAAAUCUUGAAUUAUAAACUUUUAGUUGAUAAUUAUAAUAGUUAUAUUAUACAUUUUAUAGGUGCUAGAUAAGUGUAACUUAUAUUUUAAAUUUAACUAUUUAUAAGUGACACUAAUAGUGUGUUGUUUUUAAAAAAGAAACUUUAUUGUUUGAUGUGAAUAUGUAUGUUUUUAUGAUAUUUGACAAAGUAUGCGAUAUUAUUGGCUUGUUCAGAGGAAGAAGCCGCCAAAAUGGUUUUUAUUAAGAAUUGUGUUAUUUAAAAGGUAGCAUAGAGGCAGCAUGUUUUAUCAAUAAUCGUCUAUUGUUAAAAUUAAAAGUCUAAAUAACGUUAUAACGUUGUCAAUGGACAUUGAAAAUUUGUGUAUAGUAAAAAGUAUAUAAAAUUUGUAGGUAAAUUGAAGUAAGUCUUGCAUUUGGAAUAUUUGUAUUUUCGUGGGUAAAAAAAUAUCACUUGUACAAAUUAGUGUAUUUAUACAUUACAGACCUCAUCAAAUAGGUUUGAUAUAAACUUAAUGUUUAUUUUACAUUUGAUACUCUAUUGCUCAGACAUAGGGAUGAUUUUGGUAUAAUAAACAAUUUCUGUCACUGAUGCUACUUAAAUAUGCUUGUAAUACUGAAAGUAAUUAAUUAUACAGUAAAUCGUAAGGCCUCUCAAUGUGUACACAUAUAGAGGUAAAGCGGAAUAAAGCGCCACAAUGAUUAUAAAUUAAUUUUUAUAAAACAUUGCGAUUAUAAAUCACUUGUGUCAGUAACUAGUUGCAAAGUCAUUCAAAUUCAUCAGUGUUUAUUAUUUGCCAGAAGAAUAAGAACAUUGAAUUUUGAGGUAACAUUGCAUUUAUCAUAAAUAACUUUGAAAAAGAAUAUUAUAAUAUUUCAGCUUUGUAUUAACAUUCAGAAACAUUAUUAUUAUAAUGUAUCUUACUUUUAAUUACAGUUCAUUUGUAUUUUUUUUUUGGUCACUGUAGGAUGUAUAACUACAAUUUUGUGUUAUAUGCAAACAGUAUACUAGAAUAUGAGUUAGGGCACUAAUUUAUUCUAUUUUAUACUUUAUUGUUAUUAAAAAAAAGAGUUAUCAUAAAUUUUAAUUGUACGUUCGGUCAUCUUCGGAAUUGAUAGGUCUACUCUUUGUCAUAUUCAUUUGUACUUAGUGCACAUGUCUGAAUGCUAUUAAGGAAGUUCAUUUUAGAUGUAACCAAAUAUGGAAUAGUAAAACCUAAAAUGCAAUACUGCAAUUACUUUGUAAAUUAUUCAUUACAGAAAUUUUGUUUCACUUUGAAAUAAGCAAAACAAAGCCGAAAACCGAACGUGAAUUGCUUAGACUUAUUUAAUGACAAUUUACAAAUAUUCUUCUAUAAGAAAUAAGAACAAAUUUCAAUUUCAACAUUAUUCGAUUACUUAUCUCCGUUGUAGACUCUAUCUUUCUUUCUCUAACAUCUUUUGUUAGAAAAAGAAAGAUUGAGCGCCAAUGAAGGCAGAACAAAACCACAAACAAGACGGAACUUAAGAUGAUAAAUUAAUUCAUUCACAUAUUACAGAAAUAGUUUCCUAAUAUUAGUUGACUUACAUUGCGAUGCACUGCCUUUUUAGUAAUUAUUUAGCAACUAUUUAUAUUAUUACAUUUACACUAUUUAUGUUAAAGUUAAACUAGUUACAAGUAAUGAAGCAUAAUAAACACAUGAUCUG
Messenger RNA from Diatraea saccharalis (sugarcane borer), 3834 nucleotides. NCBI's taxonomy places the organism in Eukaryota, Metazoa, Arthropoda, Insecta, Lepidoptera, Crambidae. The record is from the annotation of a GenBank genome assembly.